Molecule: messenger RNA, 864 nt
Organism: Cladocopium goreaui
Lineage: Eukaryota; Dinophyceae; Suessiales; Symbiodiniaceae
Source: the annotation of a GenBank genome assembly
AUGUCCUGGCCCUUCCUGGCCAAGGGCGAAAAGGUCGAAUGGCUGCAGCAAUGUUGUGGCGAGUUCAACGUGCUCCAAAACAGCAGCAGAGAACGCAUGUGUAACAGUGUCCUGAGCCCCAGGCAGGUCCGCUUGGUCUCCCAGUUUGACAUCAAAGCCAAGCAAGGUGAUGUCGGUGGUGUGUACAUGGGGCAGGACCCGCGGCUUCUUUGGGCAAAACCAGGCCUUGAAAAGUUCAGGAAAGAGCGGAACAGAUUCAAGCAAAAGCCCAAAGAGAACCAGCCAGUGACCUCUGACUUCUUCGAAAAACACCCCGAUGUCUACAAGGAAGGGCUUAAGGAGGGCUGGUUCCGGGAAGAGAAGGAUCCUGAGGAAGUGUCGACUUUUUUGGCCGAGAUCGGGGCCAGCACCUGCCACGAUUUGCAGCAGAAGAUGCAGCAUUGCUCCCCUGAGAUGCAGGGGCAGGCUCGGGAGACUUGCCUUCGGCAAGAAGGAUGGCAGGCCUCAGCCAAACCUGAGAAGGAGGACCUGGAUGACGAGGAUGACGAGCCCACCUGUCAGGAGAAGAUGAUCGAUCCCGAGUUCAACACACCCACAAAAGUUGCCACACCCGAUGAGUGUUUGGAAGUCAACUUCACAGACAUUGGGGAAACGAAGCGCAUGUUCUUUGUGUACGAUACCGCCAAUCCAGAUGACAUUGUCCUCGAGAAGCCCAUCCUAUGCUUUCCAGAGAAGCCCAUCGAAUGCGACUUCGAAGAGGGGCGGAAAGUGAGUGAGAUUGAAUUCAAUCGCGACAAAGGCUUCGCAGACUACAUUUAUUGGAUCGAUUUGCCUGAGAAGAAGAAGUCUGAGGGAGGCUAUUGA